Messenger RNA from Gregarina niphandrodes, 549 nucleotides. RefSeq lists its product as hypothetical. NCBI's taxonomy places the organism in Eukaryota, Apicomplexa, Conoidasida, Eugregarinorida, Gregarinidae. The transcript has 2 exons. The record is from RefSeq and is a predicted model, not a curated record. Bases 1 to 549 code for a protein of 182 amino acids.
AUGUGGUUCUUGAAGCAGCCAACCGCGAAAGGCAAAAACGAUGAAAAGACCACCGCCAACAAGCAGCCGGGCGGCAAGGAGCAGCCGGGCGGCAAGGAGCAGCCGGGCGGCAAGGAGCAGCGGGGCGGCAAGGAGCGGGGUGGCAAGGAGCAGCGAGCGCGGGGCGAAACCUCGCGGAGUGACCAGUUGGCGACCCGCGACCGAGCAGAUAACGUCUUACCUCCGACUCCGGUGCGGGUGCCCUUGAGCCGGGUGCUUUCGGGCGAUUUCCCCAUCGACGCGCCCGCCUUGUCGCAGCUACGCGCGAAGAUCUCGAGAGACUUCGGCCCGAAGGCUCUGCACGACAUUUCAUCGGUGGGCACGCCCUCCACGGACACGUCCCCGCCAAUGCCCAGCUGCACUGGCACAACGGAUAUAACUGCCAGCUCUUCUUCUGAAAUCUUCUCACCUUUAGUUACAAAUUGCUCAGGUGGCCCAACAGUCAUCGGACUGAAAGAGUUCAGUCACCCGACGAGGCGCGCCUUCAGUGAAAUUAUUCAUACGCUUUAA